GCUCGCCUUCAUCGUCGGAAUACCUGCAUCAACAGGCUGUCCAGCCAUCUCAGCAAGCUCGGCUACCUGGUAUUUCAAACUUCAUGAAGGACUCUCAACUUUCCGUGAAACCAGCUGCAUAUUACUGUAGUCCAACGAUGAACGAUUAUCGAGUGGAAAAAGUGGCCAACACACUACUAGAUCCAUAUGUUCAACUUGACCAACCGACCUAUGCGGACUUCACUAAUGCACAGGUACUGAACCAUCAGCAAGAAAUGCUCCAGAUGAACUUCCCAACACCAUUAUCCACAAGUUAUAUGAAUACAGCACAAGUCACACAGACACAUCAAAUGCCGUUCAAUAUUUUUGAAUUGAACCUUUCAAACUUCGCAACAUUCCAACCAGCCUGUGACACUCCCCUUCCACUUCUCAACAGCUCACCAACGCAUCCAUACACAACAAUGUCAAACUUCACACCUCCACCGCAAGACCCGCUUGUCGCCGAGCCGAAGCCGAUGAAAAAAAGAAUGGCAGCUGUACAAUGUCAUCAAAAUUCCAUCUGCUCAAAUUGCAAAACACGUGAGACGACGCUGUGGCGACGAAAUGGAGAAGGAGGUGUCGAGUGCAACGCCUGCAAUCUCUACUUCCGGAAAAACAACCGAAAACGUCCACUGUCUCUUAGAAAAGAUGGAAUUAUGAAGAGAAACCGACGUCCUAGAAAUGAGUCUCCAAACUCUGCAAUCAGGAAUACCCAUCAGAGACAUGGACACGCAGCUGCUUGUUGAGCAAUUUUAGUUGUCUAAUUUCCCAAUUAUUUUUUUGAUUUUGAAUCAAUCAGUUUUCGAAUUCAAUGUACACAAUAAGCUUCUCCGAAUAUGCCAAAUUUCCGACGAACCUCCCACGACUGAAACUUGAUACCUAUCCUCUGUAACCUAGUAGCUCUGGUAGAGUAUCUUGCCAUUCGCAAUGAUCUAAUCUCAUUUUCUCUCAUUCUCUAUUAAAACCCACAAAAUAACUGAAAAAAAAUAGAAACAGACCACCAUGACUGUGAUAUAGCGUGGAAUGCCUCUCUCUCUCUCUCUUCUGAAAAUCGGAAUAUACAAUUUUCAUCAACUUUGAUUUUGAUCUGCUACUGGUAUCGAACCAAAUCAUCAAUAAGACAAUAAUCAAUCAAUUUUGCUAACUGUUCAUGUUUCAUAAUUAGUAGGCAUAACAUUCAAUAUUUUGUUUUUGACUUAUUCUUCUUUGCUAAUAAUGAAGUAAACCUUGAUGUGAACUAAAAGUUU
Caenorhabditis elegans is the source of this 1265-nucleotide messenger RNA. RefSeq names its product Transcription factor elt-3 (gene elt-3). Gene Ontology annotation, molecular function: sequence-specific DNA binding; zinc ion binding; DNA-binding transcription factor activity. The transcript has 6 exons. Bases 84 to 764 code for a protein of 226 amino acids. Gene Ontology annotation, cellular component: nucleus. NCBI's taxonomy places the organism in Eukaryota, Metazoa, Nematoda, Chromadorea, Rhabditida, Rhabditidae. The record is from RefSeq and is marked reviewed. Gene Ontology annotation, biological process: regulation of DNA-templated transcription; regulation of transcription by RNA polymerase II.